AUGACUAGAGAUUUACAAGUAGAUGUCAAACAUGAACUUAUUACACACCCAAUUUAUCAAUCUUAUUUGGAAAAAUGUGAAAAGCACACAAGAGACAAUAAUUCACCGCUACUAGAAGAGAAUAUCUGGCCGGUACUUACGGGAGAAACGCUUGUUGGUAGCGGCAAAAUUAAUUAUAGAGGUGAUUCCAUGUACAUGAUAGAUGAUAGAUACCUUAAUUCAGAAAAUGAUAUUGAGAAGCUUGGUCCUCAGGAUAAUAAUAGAGCAUAUACGUUUUUUCACUUGGGCCACAAAUUAUCAGGCCAUCAGAAGAUAAUACAUGGUGGGUUAUUGGCUACAAUGUUAGAUGAAUUGACUUGCAGAUUGGCGUUUCAAAACAAUCCUUCAGGAUCUGGAGUUACAGCUAACUUAAACAUCAACUAUAGACAACCAUGCUUUGUAAACACGUAUGUUCUAAUUAAAUGUGAAGUGUCACGAAAAGUAGGAAGGAAAUGUUUUGUGAAAGGGUAUGUUUAUAAGGUUGAUCUAGAUGACGAAAGCCGAGUAGUUGAAAGGUCUGAAAAUUUGUUGACUGAAUGUGAAUGUUUAGUUAUUGAGCCUAAAUGGGUUAAGGAUUUAAAACAUCAUUAA
Molecule: messenger RNA, 630 nt
Organism: Debaryomyces fabryi
Lineage: Eukaryota; Fungi; Ascomycota; Pichiomycetes; Serinales; Debaryomycetaceae
Exons: 1
Coding region: 1-630 (209 amino acids)
Source: RefSeq, a predicted model, not a curated record